AUGGCCCCCAUCAAGAAGUCUAAGAAGAACGCCGAGUCCAUCAACUCCCGUCUCGCCCUCGUCGUCAAGUCCGGAAAGUACACCCUCGGUUACUCCUCCACCUUGAAGCAGCUCCGCUCCGGCAAGUCCAAGCUCAUCAUCAUCGCCGCCAACUGCCCUCCUCUCCGCAAGUCUGAGAUCGAGUACUACGCCAUGUUGGCUAAGACCAAUGUUCACCACUACUCUGGUAACAACAUUGAUCUUGGAACUGCUUGUGGUAAGCUUUUCCGUGUUGGUGUCAUGUCUAUCCAGGAUGCUGGUGACUCUGACAUCUUGGCUUCUCAAGCCGCUUAA
This is a messenger RNA of Saitoella complicata NRRL Y-17804, 333 nucleotides long. RefSeq names its product 60S ribosomal protein L30-1. Gene Ontology annotation, cellular component: cytosolic large ribosomal subunit. NCBI's taxonomy places the organism in Eukaryota, Fungi, Ascomycota, Saitoellomycetes, Saitoellales, Saitoellaceae. The record is from RefSeq and is a predicted model, not a curated record. The coding region runs from base 1 to 333 and encodes 110 amino acids. The transcript has a single exon. Gene Ontology annotation, molecular function: structural constituent of ribosome; RNA binding.